This is a messenger RNA of Geosmithia morbida, 762 nucleotides long. RefSeq lists its product as uncharacterized. The record is from RefSeq and is a predicted model, not a curated record. Gene Ontology annotation, molecular function: serine-type endopeptidase activity. The transcript has 2 exons. The coding region runs from base 1 to 762 and encodes 253 amino acids. Lineage: Eukaryota; Fungi; Ascomycota; Sordariomycetes; Hypocreales; Bionectriaceae. Gene Ontology annotation, biological process: proteolysis.
AUGUCUACUGUCGGCCCUACCAUCGUCCUUGCCCCCGGUGCUUGGCAUACUGCAGACUGCUUCGACGCCUUGCGUGAUGCACUUCAUGCCAAGGACUGGCUUACAGAGGCUGUAGAGUAUCCUUCUGUCGGUGCUGAGCCUCCGACAAAGGGACUGGCUGACGAUGCAAGCGCCGUGCGUUCUGUGCUCGAGCGCCUGGCCGACGAGGGCAAGAAGAUUGUGCUGGUGGGACAUUCUUACGGUGGGCUUGUCAUUGCGAACGCGGUCAAAGGAUUGGGAUACAAGCAGCGCCAGAACGACGGCAAGGUUGGCGGCGUCAUCAUCAUGGUGUACUUGGCGGCCUUUGUCACUCCUCUCAACGGGAGCAUUAUUCAAAUGCUUGGGGGCAAUUUCUUGCCGUGGAUGAGGGCUGAUGGAGAAUACGUCUACGCCGAUACUCCCGAGAAGAUAUUUUAUCACGACGUACAACCCGAGACUCAGAAGAAAGUCCUUUCUGCAUUGAAGCACCAAUCUCGCCGCGUGUUCACAGAUGUUGUGACCUACGAGCCUUGGCACGACAUCGACUGUCUCUAUUUCUUUUGCGAUGACGACCAAGCCCUGCCGUUGCCGAUACAACAGGGCCUAGCGCUGAGCCUGGGCCCAAAUGCACCCAGUUUCCAUGUUAAGGCCUCCCAUUCGCCAUUCCUUUCGAAGCCUCAAGAGGUAGCAGAGGGGCUGGAAUAUGCGGCCAAGGUUGGUCUGGACAAAAUAUCCGGGCAGUGA